AUGACUAGUAACAAAGAUGGUUUGACUCCAUUGAUUGAGAAAAUCUGUACGAUUAGUACGAUUGGAUUGUUUUUAACUGGAGUGCAAAUAUGUAAUCGAAUUUACCGCAUGCGCUCCACGGGUGAUAUUUCGGGCUUUCCAUUUGUUGCCACUAUGGUAAAUUGUACGCUCUGGUUGUUGUAUGGCUACGUUGGAAACAAUUCAACGAUUGUAAUUGUGAACUUCAUAGGAGCAAGUUUAGAAUUGAUUUAUGCAUUAUUUUAUUUGCAAUAUACACCUGAUCGAAAUUCGUUUAUGCGAUUGAUUGGGAUGGCAGCGGCGUUUUUAGCAACAGUAGCAUUUUACUUGUUGUACAUUGUGUCGGAUCGCGCGACAGCUUCUCUUCAUGCUGGUGUAGUAGCAUCGUUUGCUACUGUAAUCAUGUUUGGUUCACCAUUGGCUUCUCUUAAAGAAGUUAUACAAAAGCAGAGUACUGAAUCACUUUCGUUACCAUUGUGUUUUGCAAACUUAGUUGUCCCAGCUGAAUGGGUUCUGUAUGGUAUUUUAAUCAAUGAUAAAUUCGUCCAAGUACCAAAUUUUCUUGGUGCAAUUUUGGGCCUUAUUCAAGUAUUUCUCUUUUAUAAAUAUCCUCGUCAAUCUGGUCUUGUACCAAAAGCAACAAAUCUCGGCACAAUUUAG
Adineta ricciae is the source of this 678-nucleotide messenger RNA. The record is from the annotation of a GenBank genome assembly. NCBI's taxonomy places the organism in Eukaryota, Metazoa, Rotifera, Eurotatoria, Adinetida, Adinetidae.